This is a messenger RNA of Scutellospora calospora, 1026 nucleotides long. The record is from the annotation of a GenBank genome assembly. Lineage: Eukaryota; Fungi; Glomeromycota; Glomeromycetes; Diversisporales; Gigasporaceae.
AUGUUAAAUAGAUUUCUUUUAUCAAAAAUAAAUCCAUGGGUCUUGAUUGGUAUAAUAUGUAUAACAAUCACGUUAAUAGAUGUACCGCUGGUAACGGCAGAUCUUAAUUCUACUUCUGAUUCAUCCGAUUCAGAUUGUGUGGUAUGUACAGAUGUUCCCAAAUGUCCUAGUUGCCCGUCAGGCACGACUUGCGUCCUUACUGUGAGGACUUGUAAAAAAUGUCCAGUGGCAUCUUGCAAUAGCACAGUAAGUCCCUCUAAUUCCAAUGGGGAUAAUGGAAGCAGUAAACUAAUACCGGCUGUGAUUUGUGGUGUCCUUGCUUUAAUUGUUUUGGCUGUUGCUAUAUAUUUCUUAUACAAACGAAAAUCUAAAAGUAAAGGCAUUAAAUUAGAUAAUGGUGAAGAAGUCAGUUCAAUGUAUUCUGAAAAUGUUAUUCCGAUUGCCUACAUACCACCACCUCAAGAUACUUAUAGUAGAACGCGAAUGUCAAUAGUUAGCGCGGGAACUACACCACUAGGUAGUCCAUUACAUAAAAAUACUACUUCUGAAACGUUAAUUGAUUUUAUAGAAGAUGAUGAUGCGAUUUCAGAAGUUGAUACAAAGAGUUCUUCACAAUCAACAUAUAAUGGAUCUAGCGAUCCUAACACUCCAAAAACAGCCAAAUCUUUCUUGACCACGCCUUCAACAGCAUCUUCUCCGGGUAGUCCGACAAAAUCUUCAAUUGAUACUGAAUCAAAUAAUGAUGUACUGCCUAGUAUUGAUAUAGAAAGACCAUCAACUGAGUCAUCUCGCCCACAACUUAAAGAACUAUCACAACAGCACCAUCUCGAUUCUCCAUCCCAAGAUCAAAUAGAAGGGCGACAGUCAUUCGGACUAUUCGGUGGUGACGAAGUAUAUAGUAAAGAGCCUAAAUCUCCUGAAUUACUAAGAGAAAGUGUGAUAAGUUCAACUAGUACUAAUGCUAGAAGUACUAUGUUAUCUGACGAAGGUGAAAUUAUGAUAUUUUGGGGAGGAGAUGAGCAAUAG